UAAGAACAGGAGUAUUUGAAAAAAAUUUCUAUGAGCAGAUUUUUUAAAACUUAUUUAUCAUUCUGAUUAUUUUGCAUUAAAAAAAUACUUUAUAUUGAUGAAAUUUUCAUGUAUGCACAAUUCUUUGAUAUAAAAAUAGUUUAAAAAUAAUUUAUUGGUAAAAAACCACUUAACUGAUUUCAAAAUAUAAGAAUUUUUGAAUUGAAUAGACUGAAUCUAAUAAAAUUUUGAAUUAUGACUCAUCUCACCACUUUAAGCGAAAUGGAUAAAAUUAGCAUUUUAGAUAUCAAUCAAAACAACUGCUCAUGGGCCCUAAAGAAAGAGAGACUGGUGUUAAUAAGCACUCAACUAGCAUGUCUCAUCUGCGUGGCUGGAACUGCUUAUGGAAUUCUGGGAAGUUCAGCCCUUCCUGGAUCCGAAAUUUUCGCUUUGCUCCUGCUGGCUGUUUCAGCAUGGGUAGGAGGAGUCCUGGUAGGAUGUCUAAGACUGCCAGCACUUUUGGGCAUGCUUAUUGUUGGUAUUUUAUUUCGAAAUAUUCCUAGUAUUCCUUAUCAUACUGAUAUUUCCAUCAAGUGGGCAGCCACUCUAAGAGACAUAUCUCUAGUCAUUAUUUUACUGAAAGCUGGUCUAGGAUUGGAUCCUCAGAAACUGCUGGAGUUGAAAUUUCAUGUUUUCAAGCUGUCUGCUCUCCCAUGUCUACUUGAGACAGCUGCUUCGACUGUGCUGGUACACCAUUUCUUGUCUCUACCAUGGCUCUGGGCAGCAAUGUUGGGGUUCAUUGUAUCUGCUGUGUCUGCGGCAGUGCUGGUACCAGGAAUGCUGGCCCUGGAUCAGAGAGGACUUGGAAGGAAAAGUGGCAUUCCCACCUUGGUAAUGGCAUCCGUAUCCAUUGACAACAUCAUUGCUCUCACUGGAUUCAUUGUAACAUUCAGCAUCCUCACCUCCAGUGAAAAUUUAACGUGGACUCUUAUGACACGACUUCUAGAGCCAUUCAUUGGAUUAUUGAUGGGAACGAUUAUUGGAGUACUUCUUUGGUAUUUGCCAAAUGACAAUAAUCCGGAGCCCAUUUUGGUAUACUACAGGAGCACCCUGCUGUGCCUAGGCGGCCUGGGCGUCUCCUUCGUAUGCAAGAGGGUUGGUAUGACAGGAGCCGGGGCACUUGCCUGCGUCAGCCUGGCAUUCGUCGCAUCUCUCCGGUGGCGGCUGAAGGGAGAACAUUUCAAAAAUAUAGCGUGGAUAACGGGUAUUAUGUGGAAUCUCAUUGAACCAUUCCUGUUCGGCCUCAUAGGAGCAGAAAUAACAACUAAAAGCUUAGGAAAAGAUUUAGGAUUUGCAAUAUUAGCUUUAGUUUUAGGAGUUAUAUUUCGAUUCUUGUGCACCAUUUUUGUGUUAUUGGGAUCAAAACUGAAUUUGAAAGAACAAAUAUUCGUUUCUGCAUCGUGGGUGGCAAAGGCAACAGUGCAGGCAGCAGUUGGCUCACAAGCUCUGGACUAUGCAAGAUCUCAUCCUACAGAACUUGAUUUCAAAGACAACAGUCAAAAGGUUUUAAUGAUGUCAGUGGUGUCGAUUCUACUAACUGCCCCACUGGGAGCAGCUUUCAUUGACUUUCUAGCACCCUUCUUACUGAAGGAAGAGUGUUCCGCUUCUUCCACUUCAGCAGAUACUUCCGGCGAGGAGGAAAGGGAAUGCAUCACGGAAGUGACAGUCUCAGACUACGGAGCAAGAAGAUGUGCAAGUGUGGGAGAGAUAGAAGGAUUUCUCCAAGGUCUCAAAAACAACGUUAAUGAUUAAAUACAAGUAUGUAGAUUGCAGAUGAUUCUAUUCUACAUCAGAUUUUAAACAAAUGCAAUCCAAAGAAAAUGGAAUGAUGAUAAAAAAAAAAAGGUUUAAAGCAAGUUAUUCAUCACAUUUUUGUUAAUUAAAAUCUCAGAGCAGGCAACGAAAGUUGAAGUAACAAUGAAUUAUUUUUCUGUUCAAGCGAAGUCCGUCCAAAAAGACUGGCAGAGGAUUUGCUUCUUUCGGUAAACCGAAUUUACAACGUGUUGAAGAAAUUGUCAAUAUGUAGUAUUAAGGUUUAAAGGUUAUUCUUCAUGUAUUUUAUUAAAACAUUCUAAAGUAAGA
Molecule: messenger RNA, 2121 nt
Organism: Argiope bruennichi
Lineage: Eukaryota; Metazoa; Arthropoda; Arachnida; Araneae; Araneidae
Product: sodium/hydrogen exchanger 9B2-like
Exons: 11
Coding region: 235-1791 (518 amino acids)
Biological process (GO): proton transmembrane transport
Cellular component (GO): membrane
Molecular function (GO): antiporter activity
Source: RefSeq, a predicted model, not a curated record